This is a messenger RNA of Adineta ricciae, 627 nucleotides long. The record is from the annotation of a GenBank genome assembly. NCBI's taxonomy places the organism in Eukaryota, Metazoa, Rotifera, Eurotatoria, Adinetida, Adinetidae.
AUGAGUGCCGCAACAGGAAUUGGCUUCGGCGUUGGUUUUAUAUUCAGUCCUAUAAUAUCGACGAUAGUAGUACUUAUGUUGUGUUUCACUGGUGUGUUCAACCGUACCAAUUCAUGUCCUGUGUGCCAACCUUGUCGGGCGAUGUCAACUACUACUAGAAAACUGACAACAUACCUUUCGAAUGGCCCAGAUUACACUUCUGCUACAUUUACUUCAACCAGACCUACAACAGGAAAACCAGCAACUCCGCCUCCUCCCCCAACUUGUCCACGUGAUCUUUCGCCGAUAAGUCAAUCCCAUUUUCUUCAGAAAAUCACAGGAUCAUCAUCUUCGAACAUCUAUCGCCAGUAUAAAUGUGAAAUCGAAACACAGUUUUCAACAAGUGUUGCUAUGAUCAAGUUCGAAUUUUUGACGGAAACAAGUGUAUGGUAUCUUGAUAACGUUUCAAUUCGAGAAAAGUAUGCCACUAAUACAUAUAGUUUUGCCUCGUCCGACUUUGGUUCUCCGUCACAUGAUUACUUGACACAGAUCAUGAACGUCAAGGGUACAACUUCAUAUGUGAUAGAAUUCUAUCUCGCAUUUGUCGGCAAUGCCGGUUCUACAACAGUUACUUUGGACACGCGUUAG